Molecule: messenger RNA, 16250 nt
Organism: Neodiprion fabricii
Lineage: Eukaryota; Metazoa; Arthropoda; Insecta; Hymenoptera; Diprionidae
Gene: CAP
Exons: 29
Coding region: 454-13869 (4471 amino acids)
Molecular function (GO): protein binding
Source: RefSeq, a predicted model, not a curated record
UACACCGGGCAUGCAGUAGACGAGUUGGGUGGGUGAAGAGCGUCAAGUCGUAGUCCGAAAGGCGCGGUUGUAGUUUGACGAGAGCGUUUCUAGUCGCGCGUCGGUGUCGGAGGAUCCUUAUCAUGGCCGUUUGUCAGGCCGGCUUGACAGCCGUCUAACAAAACGUGCUUAAAACGUACGCAAAGUCCUUGCCACGUAAUCGCGCGAUAAGGCCCCGACAUUCAUGUUUCGUUUUCCUACGUAAGGCGAGCAACAAACGUCGCUAAGUCGAAGGAGAGACGCAAACUGAGGUCUAACUCAACUGUCAGUCGGGUUUCGACGCCCGGACCAUUGGCACCGCGAUAAAACACGCGUUUCGAUUUUUCGAACCGCGGUUGGUGCGGCGUGAAGUGAAUCGAAAAGCUCGCAGUGCUUUAUCAAUUUUCAUCUCCUCGGCCGGAAGUCGACUCAAGCAUGGUCCACAUGAGCUACGCGCAGUGGGCUUGCUUGCCGAGCACUUAUCGGAACAAGGUAAAUCCAGGCAGCAAAGCUGCGCAGCAAGGCGUUCGAGAGGGCGAUUUGAUAAGCAGCAUAAACGGUAAACUGACGCGAAAUCUCACAAACAGCGAAUCUCACGAUCUACUUCGAAGCACCGGGGAGCAACUGACCCUCGGUUUAAACCAAGAAGGCACUAGCUCGCCCAAACGGCGGAUAUACAAGAGCAGUCUGCAGGAAAACACGUCCACGGAGACUUUGAAGCGGAUCACAACCAAGACAAUCAGUUCAAACACCCGGCUACUUACAUCGGAAGUCAAGACCAACCGAUCGGAUGAUACGAAAAAUGACAAAGUAUAUAUCAAUCAAAACGGUGGCCUGAACACAUCGACGAAUCAGAGCAACGGUGACGUCAAAAGAAUAGAGGAUCAUUUUGAGGAAUUGGAUUACGCAACAGACGCGGAAGAAGCUUACGGCAGAAUGCCGAACAAUUCGCGAUCGCGGAAGAACCGUAGAAACAGGAACCGUAAACGGUACCAAACGUCGACCGGGGGGAAAUGCACCUCGGACAUCGAAGCCUCCUCGGAUGUCGCUCCGCCUACGCACGAAACAAUUAUCGACGAAAAGCCCGCCGGUGAUGAUGAAUCGGAAGUCGCGACGGUGAACGGCAGGUCGACGCCGGAAAACGUCGACUCGGAGAAGGAUGACGUCGUUUACGAAAACUUGAAUUUCUCUGUGAAGAAGCCGAAGAAUCGGUGCCGAAUCGAGAAACGAUCGCUGGACACCGGGACCAGGAUAUGCGAGAUCACCACCGUCAGGAACACGCCCUGCGAGGCCAAGGUCGACCACAUUCCCGGCGUCGGGAUCCUCGAAACGGGAAUAACGAAGGGCGUCGAGCCCGUCAUGACCGUCGUCGAGCCGAUCGAACCGCUCUCCUCGGCGGUAACGUCGAAGGUUAACACCCUUGGUGAGCGCAACUUCGCUCUGGCCCUACUAGCGAAGAACAACAGCCUCGACAUUCACGAGGUCAGCGACAGCGACAUCGAGCCCGACAACAGCAGGGUCGUAGUGAUAGAGGCGGAAUCCGACGUCGAGAAGGAACCGGUCGGUGAGAUUGUCCAGAUCGAAAAUAUACCGGAAGUGAAAACGGUGGACGGUGUCGAGGAGCAUAUGAGCCUCGAGAAGUACUACGACGGUCUGAAACAGGAUGCGGAAGGUGUUGAGACACCGGCACCGCUUACCGCCGAGGAGGAGGAACUCCUUAAGCCUGAACCACCGAUGUCGAAGGACGUCGAGGAGAAGCUGAGGUCCUUUAUCGAGGGUCUGAAUCUACCCUCGUCGCCGGAAGAGGCCAGGGACGAGUGUCAGCUUGCCGAGGAUGAGAAAACGACGGCGGAAAGCAAGGCUGCGAAGAAGGCGAGGAAGAGGGCGAUCCUGGAAUCCUAUUUCGCUCAGACCCAGGCAGCGAACAGGUUCCUCGGUAUUAUACAGGAGGAGGGUGAAAAAUUGUCGGAAGACGACGAGCAGCACAUCAGAGACUUCAUUAACGAGGAGAUAAGCAAGUACAGGCGAGAGGAACGCAGGCAGAGGGAAAAUAUUGAGGAAUUUCGGGAGGGUCAGACCAAGGUGAAGAUCGAAGCUCCUGAGAUCGUCUUUCUCAAUGACGGUCCAGACUCUCCGACGGCUAAGGAGAGCGACAACGUCUACGAGAACGUCGAAUUCAAGCGACCGGAAAUCGUCAAGGUUACCGCUACCGUUAGGGAAUUGCCGGUCGUAGAGGACCUGAAGAAUCCCGCACAAAAGUCCCCGACCUUCACGACCUCUGGUAAUCAUGUAAACGACCCCGACGUCGAAACCAGGCGAGCACCGAACCCCCCCAAGAGAUCGUCGAGUUUUAACAGCGAGCCGGAAGCGGCUCCUCAGCGGCCACCAACUCCGCCGGAAGUCGAUUACCCGGAGAACCUACCGGUGGUUCCGCCGCUGCCGGUCAGCGUUGAUUCCGCGCCGAAAGUACCGCCGACACCACCGGCGCGGAGGAAAAGUGUACACUUUGCCGAAGAGAACGAGACGAUCGUCAUCCCGGAACGACCUCCCGUGCCGAAAUCGCGGGAUAACGACGACGGGCAUUCCCAGGAUUGCAUCGCCGACUCGAUAUACGAAAACGUUAACUUAACGCGGAGCACCUGCGGCCUGCAGUCGAGGACGGGUAAAAACAAGGUGCGGGUAUGCCAGUCGAACGUCAAGACGGAGCAGAAUACCGUCGACUUCAUAAAGACGCUGCUGACGGUUCUUACGCAGCGGAACACGACUUAUCAGGAUGUGCAGGGGUUCCUUGAGGGGUUCGAUCUCGGGGUGCUGCCGAAGAAUAUAAGGGACAUUAUCGACGAGCUUAUGGAACCCAGUUCAAGGGCGUCGAGCGAGAGCGAGUGCAACGAGGCGACGCGAAACUCCGAGAAUGCUGUUGUUACUCAGCGGUCUGACGGCGGUGACGCCACCCCCGAAACGGCGCAUGAGCGAGGUGACGGAAUUCCUAAGGUAUUGCCAAACUCGUGUCAUUCGACGUUGAAGGAGAACGGCGAACGUUCGUCGGGUGAAAGUCAUUCGUAUGCGGACGGUGGUCGGGCGGAGGAAGUCGGUAACGGAGUCGCGGAAUCGGGGGACGAGUUCGAGGGAGCUUUUUGCGGUGAAGGAGGUGGAAAAAAACCGCAUACAGCAACGACGGAUUGUAUCGACGCGUCGGUGGAUGCUGCCCGACUUGCGGCUAAGAAUAACCUUCAGGCUGCAGAAGCGGCGCCGGAUAAGCGUGGGAAUAAUAGUGAGGUACAGGAGUUUGAGACGGCUUUGUGCACCUCGAGCGCUCUUAGUCCUACCGAAUUUCUUACUCAGCAGGACUCGUCGAGCAGCACCGCUUCUCUGAGCACGGCUAAAUACAACCCUGAAAGGUCAUCGCUGACCGACAUCAACUCCAUACUUCGCGACGAGGAGAAUCCGGAAGAUCCUUCCAACAAUUCACCUCAAUUAAAGCGGAAGUUGAAGCUUCUCAAGGAGGACCUAGACCCCAAGGAAGUCGCGAAGAACGAUCAGGACUCCCCGCAACCGAUACCCUACUCUCCCGUCGAGGAGUUUUAUCAGACGGAUCGGUUUGGAAAGAACGUGGAAGAAUCCGAAGGGUUAACGGAUGCGAAACCUGAUCUACUGAAGGACUUGUGCAUCAGAAAAAUUCUAUCGCUACCGUACGGUGAACAUAUCAUCAACGAGAUAACACUUCCGAAAUUCAAUAUAUUCAAGAAUUUACAGACCAUUCACGACACCGUCAACGACGCGAAGGACGUGGAUACGAUUCCAAAGGUUCCCGAGGCACCGAAAACUGUCGAGGAUCCGACGACCGAGGACAUGGACAAGCGGAGACCGCGAAGUUGGAUAGGAGUCCAAACCAGGGAGAACCCUCAGGUUUUCGUGUGUCUCUCGCCGUCCCAGCAGACGACGAAAGGCAGCCACGUCAGUGCCGAUAACUUGCUUGACCUUCACAGAAAGUUUGUCGAACGUCGAAGCUAUCACGAGGACGAUAAGAGGGAUGGAAAGAGUGCGAAGAGGCAAAGCGGCGUCGAGGUGCGCGGUGAAAACGAAACUGUUGGCUCGGCCUAUGAGUCCGUGGGUGUGAAUGACGGCAGGAAUGGUGGUUGCUCGACGCGCUGGAGUGGGGAUUGGCACAUUCCGAUGCCGGGCAAUCGGCUGUUGGAAAUUAUAAAGGAAAACUCAGUUGCCGGUCCAGGAGCUCGUGGAAAAGAGACGAUAGUGCCGAGGAACAGGGACGCGAUAUACAAUUACUACGGUGCCAAGUGCAACGGGUCGGUCGCAGGUCACAAGAGUCCAGCAUCGGGCACAGCAGCCAAGACAAUGACGCGGGUUCCUUCUUUGGAAGAAAGUCAGGAGAGGCUGAGAGCAACGCGACUUUCCGAUUGGCUAAACUUGGCGAGGCGAAACUCGGUCGAUGAUACGAAUAACGCCCAGAAGAUGAGUGGUAAUUUAUUAAUAGAGGAAUCCGCCAGGCGUAAACAUGAAACCACUGAUAAUAAGCCCGUCUGCGUUGGCGGCGAUCAGCGGGCAGUAAACAAGAACGCUGUUAACAACGCGCCACGUUCGUCCGAGGGGAAUUUCAGCGGCUGUGCAAAGUCGGUUAAUAUCACCAGAGAGGAGCGGGUCGAACACAGAACGACGAGCAAUGUGACCACGGUGAAAAGCUCCGAAACGACGAAUCCGGGAACGGCGCGGAAGUCCGGAGUCGGAGACACGGUUCAUCAGGUUAACAGUGCGCUGAUCGAGAAUGUAGACAAGCCGCGUGACCGGCCGAUCACACCGUUCAGCAAGAACCCGAUAUCUUGCAACAGUGCCAUCAUCGACAAAUCGGCGACGAACUUUGAGUUCGAGAGGAGGACGCCGGUACCGCGGAAAAACGACGCCAAGCACAACGUGAACUCGGCACUGAUAAACGACAAGCCGGAAGUACCGCCGAAGGUGAAGAGGACCGUUAACGUCGACCGAUCCUGCAUCGAUACCACGAGUAUAUUUGACCAAAACCCACCGCGAAGUCACCUGGAGAAACGACGGCAUCCGGAGGCAGACAAGGUGAAGAAACUUACCGCCAUAGAGAUCAUGGACAACCUGAAGCAGCUUCAGUCUGACAUGAAACGGCAGAUGGACGAUCGCCGGAGGUUCUCUCUGCCACAGGAAUACUUCGACAGACAGCUGAGCUACAUCGAGGAGCUCGAGGAUCAGCUCAAGAACGUUAUCAUCGCCGAGGAGGAGGAGCAGAAGGCGUUCGAGGAGGUGGUCCAGCAGGUGGACAGGAUGAAGCCGAGACCACACAGCGUUAUCGGCGGACCUUCGGUGAACUUGACCGAUCGCCAGUCGGCUUCCGGUUCGGACUCGUGGAUGUCCAGGGAACGUCUGGAGGACGAGAACGGUUACAGGCACAAGGACAGCUGGCACGAAGAGUCGAAGAACGUGACUCGGGACAAGUCGGAGUUCAUGAAGAAGGACGGACGCGUUGAGGCCUCGAAGAAGACCUCCAAUGAGAACGGGUGCAGGACCGAGGAAGAGUCGAGGAGCUCUGAGAGCAGGGAGGAGAGGUUCGUCCUGUCGAAGAGGUCGGGGAACGUGGUCGAGAGGGUCCAACCGCGGGUUCAGAACGCGGCGAAAACGGACCGGCCCAAAUCCGCGAUAUCGGCGAUACCGACGAGUGGUGAAAAGUUUCGGGAACAGAUGUACAACGAGUACGUGAACAAGGUUCAGGAACGGGAGGAACGCAAGCAGCACAAAGUCGUCAAGAUAAGCUCCCACAAGGAGCUACCCAGGAGGGACGAGGAACGCGGGAAUCGGGCCCGGGCCGGAAGCAUAGAGAACGAGUUUAUAGAACGGGCGAAAAAUAGACUCGAUAAAUUUGGCAUCAAGCUUGACGAGAGCGAAUCCGAGGCCGAAGGUCACUUUGGCGAAGCUAGGGUCAGGGCCGAUCAGACACCGAGCCGAUACGUGAUCGACGGUGACGAGGUUAUCGAUAUCAAGAAGUUGCCUAAACAUCUUCAGGAAUUCUUGAGGCUAGCCUCCCAGGAGGAUGCUGAUGCAGCUCGAGGAAAAGACAAUGCGACUGACCUCCUGCACGAGAUUGAUAAGGCUUUGAAAUUUGGAAAAGGAUUCCUGCUUGGUGAAGAAAACAACAUGUUCGCACCUUCGUUUAAAGCGACUGCAACUAAACCAGGAGUUUGGUCGCCCGGCAGCGAACCUCACAAGGAAUCGAGCCCGGAUCGUACCAAAGAAACCGACGCCACCUCGGGCAAGGAUGCUUGCAUACCUCCCGUAUGGACUCCCAGCAGUGCAACCACCAGCCCCGUUGCUGAACGAAAGGAAUUUCGCCCUGUACCCUUCGAGAGCCCCGUUUUAGGGCGAAAAAACAAACCUCAGUCUCAGUCUUCGACGGAGGAGGCGCCACCCCCGUGGGAGGGUGAAGAGUACAAGAAACAAGAGGCGAGCCAGGUGCUGUCGCAGACGAUAACGACGCGUAUCGUGAAUUCGCAUUCGGCGCCGAGUCAGGGGUUGAACACCUUAGCCAGUCUUCCACGCUUACCGCGGGCACAAAAUCCGACAAUCACCUUGCUGCAGAAAGCCAGAGAGGGACAACUGCCCAAGGGGGCCGCUUAUUUGGAAGAGGGCAACCACCCUCCACCCAGUAAAAACGACGACAAGCCGGUCAUCAGUCCGGGGGAAAUAAUUUACACAGUUAAGAAAGAGUACGAGAGUGAACCGGAGUCGGAGAACGAUCGGCCGAAAAAAAUGGCGGACCUUGGCCCCAGGAAAUUCGAGGGUAUCGGACCAAUCACCAAAGAGGGAAUUCCGCUGGUUUUGAGAUCAGAAGUUAAGGAAAACAAUCAGGCUAAGUGGUAUAAGAAAAUGUACGAUUCUCUUCACCGCGCCGAGAAUGACGAAGACUAUAUUACCAUUCGCUACAAACCACGAAGAGGAACCCGAUAUGGUUACGGAAGCGCGAGUGGAUAUCUGAGCGAACCGGAACCGCGAGCAAGUAACACCGAGCGAAGUGCAACGUUGGACAAUCGUCGUAGACAGAGGAACAAGGAAAAUGAUUUUUCGACAUCAACGAUACCCAGAAAAAACGGACCAGCCACAGUCAAGCACGCCGGUGAAGUUUAUCGCAAUCAGCCAGGACGCAUAGAGGAUUACGAACCCGGCCGAUCCUCGAUAGCCGACAAAGAAACUAAGGAGUGGUGGGACGAGGUCAUGGACAUAUUUGACGGGUGGUUGGACGAAAACGUCUCUGCGCCCCGGGACCGUUGUUGGUCGGAAAAAUCGAGCCUUCAUCAUCGCCGGCUGUCCGAGUCCUCCUCGCGUCAGCCGUUAAGCCUGUCCUACAUGGAGGCGAAGCUUCGUCCGGACGACGGCAGCGAACAAAGCCCGUUCGAGCAGCACAGCACCCACACAGCUAAACCGUACAUGUCACAUGCCCUGAAGGAGUCCGGCUACGAGAGUGACUCCACUCUGGUCUUCCGUCGACGCGAAGACGCCAGUCCUUUAAGUCCCCUGGAGCAAAGGCUCGCCUAUAAAACUGUCCAACGUGGAGGCGACGUCCCUCUUCACGGCCUCCGCAAACCAGCGCCAGAACGUCCAAAGGACGAAGACGGCUCGGUGAUCGAGUACUUCCCGAUAUCUCCGACCUUGACGCGAAUUCGCGUUCACAAGAAGAUCCCCUCCGCCACCGCAGCACCGAAAGACUCUUUGCCUCGAUCACGGUCCACGAUUCCAAAACCUCCGCCACCACCUCCGCCCUCGAUGAUAUUUUCCCAGUACAAAAGGUCCGCUCCGUCGCUGGCCACUUUGCCAGCCAGGUCGUCCCGAUCAGUAUUCGACGGACGUUCGCAGUCCACGUCGUCUAGAGUCCCGUCACCGGCGACGGGAAGACCUUCCUCCAGAGUGACGUCUCCUUUCGGCCGGCCACCUUCGCCACCCCGAAGAAGGUCAUCCCGGAACAACACGACCCUCAGGCUGUACUCGAAGAUGCAAGUGGGGGAGAACCCUCACUCGACAAACCCAAGACACGAGCAAUGCUUCAGCGCUGACAGUGUGUCCAACAUUCGUUUCCUGCGGGACAGGCUCUCCGGCAACCUCGAAAAGCAUCGGAGGGACAAGGAGGAGGCGCAAAGAGUCAGGAUCCACCGAACACUCUCUUCGAGCCCAGUCGCGGCCAGGACCAGGGUCUCUUCAACUGUGACAGCUGAUUUUCCAGGACGGAAUAUCACUCGGAGCAGUUCGGGGCCCGACAGGUACAGACCCAGAACGUUAACGUCGCCUAGUCCAGUGUCCAGGCAAUCCAGAGGCCAGGAGCAGAAGGUCCUGGGAGUCAAACGUCCGCUCGAGGAUAAGCCGCCGAUAAAACGCGUGCCUUCUAAGAGCCCGAUGUCAACUUGCAGCUCGAGGGAGUCAACUGUGGACAGACUUUACUCCCCAGAAAGGAGCUGCAGUCACGGCAGUCGGUCGAAACUCGUGGAAGCUUCGACGAGGAAGGAGCAGACUAGACCCAGGCGAACGAGGAAGGAACAGGACGAAGUGUGCAAGAGAUUGAGCAGGUCACCGGACUUGGCUUCGCCGCAGGAAGUGAGGAGAGUCGUUCAGAGGCAGCGCGAAAAGGACGUUCAAACGAAACUACUGCCGUCUGGAACCGUGGUCAAGAGCUCGACCACCUUGUACUCCUCGGCUCGGGGUGGGAAGCAGAGUUCGCAGGAAGACAAGUCCCUCAAGGUGACCGUUGCUAUAUCAUCCAAGGGUCGCGAACUCCUGCGUCGGACUGCGGAGGCUUCGACCUCAGGUAAAAAUUCGCCGACUGUCAGUCGUAAGACGACUUUUACCGAGCCUGUGGAGAGUCCGAGGGCGAAGGUCUCCAAGUCUUUUGAGAGCAAGGAAUCGGUCAAGUCGAUUUCGACCGUUGAUACCGAGGUCGCAGGAACCGCCGAGGGAAAUAAUAAGAGGAAGCGGCCCCGUGAAAGACCGCAAACGAUCGUAAAGUCACCGAUUAGAAAGCCGGAAACCAUCUGCGUGAAUCCCGACAGCAAGGAGAAGAGAGAGGAGAAGAGAAAAUCGCGGAGAGAGAGAAACUCCGAAUCUUCGAAGAGCAAAAAGUCUUCUAACGGUAAACGGAACGACGGAGAGAAGAAGAGGUCGAAAAAAGCGCUUGGCAAGGCCGCCGGAAACGAGGUCGCUAAGGAGUUGAAGAAGCUGGAUCAUCGGGAUCAAACCAACGUCCAAAGACUAACGGUAGAACAAAUAAAGCGGCAUCAGGAGAUCAUGAAGUCGGAUACGUUCUUCCAGAACCUCUUCCUGAGAAACACCGGCUCCCCGACACCGUCUCAAAGCAGCGUCAUGAGGACGUCUUCGGUGAUGGAAAGAGCGAGGAUAUUCCAGGCCGAGAACUGCGGCACAUUCAAGUCGGAGCCGUCGAUUCGGUCCUUGAACAUCUACCUGACAAGCAAGAAGCCGGUUUCGAAUUCAAAGUUCAAGAACUGGGAACGCGAGAGCGUUUCCUCCCGAUGUUCGAGCCCUUACGGGGUGAGCUGGCCGGGUCGUCCGGUGUACCAAAAGAUAAGUAAAUUUGACAGCCUGCAGAGCAUAGACGAUUACGCCAUGGAGUUCGGCUCGGUCUCAUCGUUCCGCGGACGGAGUCCUGACAUCACCCGAGACUGUCACAAAGAGAGAAGCCUCAGCGAACCACCGUUGAAGGUGCUUCCGGAGAAUGAGGAAAAGAUUUGUACGAAUGGAGUUGUGCCACCCAGACCGGCUUCUCCGUCGCCAAUCAGAUCUCCGGCUUGUCGAAGGAUACAGAGUCUACGACAACAAGACACACCAGGGAUGACGAUAGUGCGGAAGGCGAGAGCGAGAAGUGCCGAGGAGGUCGAUCAGAGAAGAAAACUGAUAUUGGGGUCGAAUUUGUCUCUGUGCAAAAGUACAAGCUCACUUAAUCUUUCGCAGAUAGACAGAGAUGAGUACCAGCAGUACGUUCUUGAGAUGUUGCACUGUAAGAGGAAAUCGAAGAGGUACAAGGACCUCCACGAUUUUUAUGCGAGCUUGGAACGAAUGGGAGAAUUGGAACGAACCACUUCGACCGGUGAUCUCAGACCUCGCUUGCGAAACGAGGAAAUCAUAGAUUACGAUAGAUGGAAGGAGGUGCGAUCCAAAGAGCGAGCCGAGCGGGAACUUGAAGUACUUUAUGGAAAAUUGCAGAACGUACAGAAAGAGAAGGACUUCCUGUUUCGACCCAAGGAGGUGGAGCAGUUCAGGUGGAAAGGAGACUCCGGUCUUAGGUGCAAGGAAAAAUCGGUAGAGAAUAUCCGCGAACAAUUUCAAAGGCUCGAAAGCCAGGAGAGCGAUCUGGAAUCCGCACGUCGGCGAGAUAUGGCGGCUCGCAAGGACGUCUACAAGCCACUUUGGCGUGGCAAUUCGGUAGUCAGCGUGGCUCACACGCUUGACAAGCGAGCGACGAUGUCCGAAAGUCUGAAUCGUACGGCAAGACCUGAGUCUUCGAAGAGCCUUGGCAUCAGUCGAAAGCUCUGGAGCAGUUUGUCCGUGGAACAGGUGAACGCGUUGAAGAACCAGCUGAACGAAAUAUACAGCAACGAGAAUGGAAAGCCGGAGAGCGAGAAAGCGAAGCCGACGUCGAAGACAGACUACGAGAUAGUCGUACCGCCUCGGGAAGAGUUCGGCGAGGAUUUCCAGGACGAUAACAAAACGCUUCACGUACGAUGCCAUUCCAUGGUGACGCCCGACAUAUGCAAAAUGGCGGAAAAGGCGGACAGCAAGCUCGAAGAAGAGCGUCUGCAGACGUCGCCAUUGAAGCGGAGCGGGUCGAUUAGUCGGGGCAGAAGCGUGGAAAGGUCACAGUCCGAAAGGUCUUCGGGCGUCCCGCCGAUGUCCGAACUCGAGAAGAAGCGGCUAUCCUUGACGCUGAGCAAGGAGGUUCUGGACAAAGUCACCCAGAAGAAGGCCCUGCAGACGGCGAUUUCUCCACGCGAAACUCGCGGCGCGAUUGCCGUCGCCUCGGCUCAGCCGAAGCCAAGUUUGCCAAGCGCAAGUCCGAGCUUUUCUAGCGCUUCACCGCGGACCUGCUACUCUUUGGAGAUGUCCGAGGAGGGAACAACCAAGUCAAAGGACAAGAGCGACUUCCUGCUGGUCUUGACGCCGACCGACGAAACUCCAAAGAGCAAACGCAGAGUCGAAAACGUCCUUGAACAGUGGUCGAAAAAGCAGCCGGAAAUCGCGAUGGUCGUUUCGGACGAAACGGGGAAGCCUCCACGGCCCGGUUCGACCAGCGAGGUUGACAGCACGACCGAAAGCUCGGAGGCAUCGGUGAGGACCGUGAUCGGACAGGGAAGCGCGGAAGAUGUUUCCAGGAAAGUUGAGUUCUUCGAAAAGAUAGACACCGGAAUUACGGAUGUCAAGUCUUCUGCUCCCGAUGGUCUUCAAAGGUCUUCGAACGCACGGUCGACCUUCUCGCAGAGUUUCGCCGACUUGAAAGAGCUCUUCGGCGAGUCGGAAUCCGCCAGGUUCGGGACCUCAUCGAGCUACGGGUCACGACCGCGUUCUACUUCGCCUAGAAGAAGCCCCACCGUGCUUCCGGAAGACGUUAAAACUCGGUCAAGCCGCCCUCGAUUUCAGGACGACGAUCGGGAACGACCAAGGAGCGCCAGUCCGUACCGACCGACGUCAAACGCCUCGAGUACCGAGAGCUUGUGGAAGCGAAGCGAGUCUCCGGACCCGGAAAGGUACUGGCGAGCUUACCUGAAGCUGGUGCGAAGCGGGGCCGUGAAGAGACUUCGCGCAAAGUACGAAAGCCUCGAGGAACUGACCGGCGAAAGGGUGAAGAUAGUACCGGCUCCGAAGCGAUUCCAGAGCGAUCCGGAGCUGACGAGGAACUUGCUGAAGAGGGAGAUCGACAGGGUGGUGGUCAAGGGGCAGGAAAUCGCUGACGUCAACUGGCUUCGACGGAAGUACGAACCGGUACCCGGGAGGGCCAGGAGGAGGGGAGCGUCGCCACCGAUACCGAGAGUCCCUCUGCGCAUGGAGGAUUUGGGGAUGCCGCGGAUCCACGUGAUCAGUAAGCUCGCCGAGCUCAAGGGGCAGCGAGCUUCCUCCGCGACGGGCCGCUCGAGGGUGACGGAGGCCGACGAGCUCCAAGCUAGGCGGGCGGUCGGGAGGAUCCGAAAGAAAUUCGAGAGGGAGGGUGUGGACGACGUGUCCAUACUAGGUGAGAUGUUCACUUCGGCACCAAACGUUCACGAGCUACGUGAUAUUGCACCGUAUUUGGCCGGUCAGUGGGUAGCGCACAGGUUUCCUAGCCGUCGCGACAACGCGCGCUCGCUGUCCUCGCCGGAGUUAGAAAAAGCAUCGACGAGGCCUGCUCGGGUCAGCGGGGAUUCGGGGAGGAACUCUUUCGGAAGACCUCGCGCCACCUCCUCGUCGCCCGUUCGACCCCGCAGACCACCCUCGAUAUUGAAGCAGUCCUCGAGGCUUACCGCCACGGAUCCCUUCGCUAACCAACAUUUUGACCCCAGCAAACACAGGCCGAGGUAUAGGUACCAGCCGCCACCGCCGAAAGUCAUCCACAGGGAAUCGACUCCCUGGUGGCCGCCGAUUCCAACCUACACUGCUCGGCCUACCGUCACCUUCGAAGAGUACGCCACUGCACCCCCACCGCCACCAAAAGCUCCACACUACAAAGGCGAUCGCCAAGAGUCGCCGAGGCGAUAUGUGGAGGGUGAGGUGACCAUCCAUUAUCGUUCCCCGGUUCGCACUGAGGCCAAAGAAGUUCUUAGCGAGGCGGAAUUGGCGCGAAGAAGCGCCGAAAACAUGCGCCGGGUUUAUCAGGAGGAACGUCGACGGAAAUAUCUCCAGGAAUUGCAUGACAUCGACUCGCGUCGUCACACCGAUAAUUUCACGCCCUCCCAAAAGUCACCGAUCCCGUUGAACCGAUACGAUGAUUUCGUCGACGAUCUCAGCCACAGAAGCCGUUCGCAAGAACAAACGCCAGAGCCGCGUCUCGUUGCAAAGGCGCUUUAUAAUUUCGUCGGGCAAUCGUCGCGGGAGUUGACUUUCCGUCGUGGUGACAUUAUUUUCGUGCGUCGUCAGGUCGACAAGAAUUGGUACGAGGGUGAGCACAACGCCAUGAUCGGACUAUUUCCGUUCAACUACGUCGAGAUUCUUCCAUACGAUGGAAUAAGGACGACCACAACACCGAAGAAACCGUACGAAGGACAGGCCAGAGCUAAAUUCAACUUUGUUGCACAAACAACGCACGAAUUGUCGUUACUAAAAGGCGAUUUGGUGGUUCUGACGCGAAGAGUGGACGAGAAUUGGUACGAGGGUCGCAUAGGGAAUAGAAAAGGAAUAUUCCCAAUUUCCUAUGUGGAAGUUCUCGUCGAGCCAGGAAUAAGAUCAGAAACGCCAGCUCAGAAUAAACCAGUCGCCGCACCGGCUGCGCACAGUCUAUUAUCAAAUGGUUCGGCUGGAGGAAAACUCAGCAUGGGUCCUCACCAUUACACCCCGUCUAUGCCAACGAACACGAACGCGUCACAGUCCCAUUACAACUCGUUGCCACGCGUGGGGGGAUCGAAGUUGCACGUGGCGCCGGUCAACGAAACUCUUCAUAUUGACACCCAUUCGGAACCCCUUCGAUAUCGGGCUCUGUACAAUUACAGGCCGCAAAACGACGACGAAUUAGAGUUAAAGGAGGGAGACACGGUUUACGUUAUGGAGAAAUGUGACGACGGUUGGUUUGUUGGAUCGAGUCAAAGAACUGGAUGCUUCGGUACCUUUCCCGGAAACUACGUAGAGCGGUUGUGAAAACCGAAGUCAACGUUAUCGCGAAAUGAAAAAUAAAGAGUCGUACGUCUGUAAAUCAGAUUUGAUCAAUGAAUAAAACACAAUUGCGACGUUUACUGCAGACAAAAAAGAAGAAAAAUUCGUGGCAAGAUUAGAUCCGUGCCAGUUAUAAUGUAUAAUUUAUGAAAAUCAAACGCCUGUUGCAAUCUAUAUUUUGGUAUUUAUUCUUCUUCAAUUCUUUUCUUCUAUGAAAUAAAAAUCGCGUGCGCUUGAGAGAAAAAAUAUCGUAAGAGAAAAAUACAAAUAUACACAUACACAUGUAUAGAUAUAAUGGAAUUAAUAUAAGAAAUCUAUAUACAUAUACAUUAUAUUAAAUCUUGACGAUGAUUAGUCUUCCCCAAAAUCGUUCACGUAUUCGCGUAUAAAUAUAUCCAUAUAUAUAUAUAUAUUAUAGUAACACUAUAAUGUAUAUAACAAUCAUUGCAUAUUAUAUAAGUGUAAUAUAUACAUAUGAAUAUAAUAUUAUACAUACUAGCGAAUACACACGAAUACUCGAUAAUCGUGUAAUAUCACAAGACGAUAGAAAACCAUCGUGAUUAUUAUACACGUUUACAGAAUUCUAAUAAUGGGUAUAACGUCACAAAUAGAAUUUGCAUCUACCAAAAAUAACGUAUUCUUAAGCAAAUAUCCAAGUGUAAGCUAUAAUUUAACGUGUAAGUAGUGUAUAUGAUAACGAUAGUAAUUUAUUAAUAUACGAAAUACAUAAUUAUAACAGAGAUCGAGGUGUUGAAUCACUAUGUUAAAAGAAUUAUUUCCGUUGAACAAAAAGAAAUCUAUUGAGAAAAAAGAAAAAAUCAAAUAUUUAUACGUUAUAUAUAAGCUAUGUCUACUGUCGGAAUAAUGAAUUAAACAGUUAUGUCGACGAAGCGUCGUUCAAUAUUUUGAAGAACAUAAAUGCGUAACCCCAUCACGAUAAAUGUUGUUAUUCCCAAGUGUCAUAUGUAUAUACAUACAUAUAUUACACUUAUUAAAGCGAUAGCCAGGAAUCUAUAACGACGGCGUAACUAUUAAAAAAAAUUUAUUAACGAUGUAAUGAUAAUCACGUACGACUCCGUUGAACCAGUUCACGCGUAACAAACACGUAUGUUAUAGGACAUCAUGCCUAUGAGCUUUCGAAGAGUCGCUGAUAAGAUAGAUUAAACUAUACACGUUCGUAGCACUCGUUAAUCAAACCGCUGAGAGUAUAUUAUAUUACAAAUAUACACGUAUAUACAGAUUUUCCAUCGAAAUAAAUUAGCCUAUUUUGAAAUGAAAUAUGCACCGAUGAAUAUACUUAUUGUAAAGUUGUUUUAUCGAAGAGAUAAGAUAAUUUAUACGUAAUAUAAGCGUAAACGUAAUUCCUUUACACCUACCUGAUUAUUAAAAAUUUAAUCACAACAAUCGUUCAGGUGAAAUAAAAUUUUGCAGAUGAAUUAAAAAUUCGUAGGUUUACCGACACGCGUAGAUUUAUGAUAGCAUAUAAAAAAAAAAAAAAACUCAAGACUAAAAAAUAAGGAAAUAAGAUUAACAAAACGUUGUCAAUAAAUUCGUUCGAUUCGACGACAUUUUGUCACGGUUUUUAUGCUAACGGUAUCAGGAUCAUUCAAUGAAACUGUUUCCGGAAAUGCUUGAGAAAAUGAAUAAUAUAUGCGAAUAAAUAACAAAUAUAUAUAGCAGAAUAACUUGAGUUGAAAUUUUUCUAAUCUGUACGUUGAAAUUAAAGCCUGUCUUCGUUACUUGAAUAUAGAUAGUUUAGGGUAAAUGUUGUAUAUCACGAUAUGAUUGAAAAUUUACCUUUCGAAAAUACAUAUUUUUGUAAAAAUUAUUUAUAUCUAAUGAGUAUAAUAUGUAUACUAUAUAUAUAUAUAUAUAUAUAUAUAUAUAGUAUAUAGUAUAUACUUAACAACUGCAUGACGUAGGACAGAAGAAAAGAAAUAAGAAGAAAAAAAAACCAAUAAUGAUAUAGAUUUUUAGGCGCGGAUUUAUAUUAGUAGUAAUAUAUCCGUACAAUAGCGAUAAGAUGAAUGAAAAAUGUGACCUUUCAAAAUAUGUAGAACGAACAAUAACAAGUUUCCCACGCUUAACGUCGUUUAAAAAAACACACACACACAAUGUUAUAUUGUAAAAAAAAAAAAAGAAAAUCACAUGACCUUAAAUUACGAAUUAUUACAAUAAUAAUAUAGUCAUAAAAAAUAUACGGACAGUGUAAUAUAGGUAUGAUAGAAACACGAACGCAGUUGAAAAUUAUUCUCAUUCUUACACGUAUAAACAUUUAUAUAUGAUGUAUGAAUAUAUAUAUGUAGAAGUUGUAGGUGAAAAAAAAAAGAUUAAAAAAAAAAAAAAAACGACCCAGUUCAAAAUAA